AUGCGCUUGGUUACGCCAUUUUUCGACCAAAAAGAAUUCCAUUUGACAACGGAUACACCCUCUUAUGCGCUGCACGGAACCGCUUUAGCUUGGAAGCAGAGCAUUAAAAUUUUCGGUUGCAAAGGCUGUGCGUUCGUCAUUGACUAUUCAAAGCCAGGCUGCAACGACACAACCGGAAAUGGGGAUAACCUAACAAUAUUGUGUUAUGAUGAUUUUCCUUUUCUGCUUGCCGGCAAAGUUCCGGAUAUAUCCGGAUGCACGCAAGCAUGGUCCACUUGCCAGGAUUUUAAGCAGUUCCAUUUCCAAUGCACGUGGACCGUACCGGGCCCGGGAACCGAGCUGUCUUACCGGUCUGCCGUGAUUAUCCAAGGAGAUUAUUUUGCCCUGUCGAUCCGAGUGCAAGAGUGGGCCGUCGAGACUGCGCGAUACCAUUUAUUCUCCACUGGCCCAGACGAUGAGGACCUGUGCAUCGAUGACGGCAACGUGAUCAUCUUGCAGCCACUGACAUCACUGACUUGCGUCUCUAUCUUUGACCCCGAACAAUACAACAAGACGGUGCCGUUCAAUUUAUUCCGGAUGGGAAGCCUUGCGGAAGCUGGUUCACUUUUGGACAUCUAUGCUGGCGGAAUUCCCGGGAAUGGGAAUGCGAAUUUUUUGGGUAGCGCUCGAACAUCGCAGGAAGACCAGCAAUAUAAUAGUUUUGAUAGUGUCGUCACUUUCAUGAACCGAGACUUCGAGGACAACGUUUUUAUUGUGCCGUCGAUGAGUCGCGAUGACCCAGGCCCGAGUGAUUUCUUUUGGAUAGCGCUUCACUCCAAACCCGACAACGCCUACCCUGCUAAGCAGCUUCAAAUAUCCGUGGAUUUU
Molecule: messenger RNA, 867 nt
Organism: Mesorhabditis spiculigera
Lineage: Eukaryota; Metazoa; Nematoda; Chromadorea; Rhabditida; Rhabditidae
Source: the annotation of a GenBank genome assembly